Corylus avellana is the source of this 966-nucleotide messenger RNA. Its product is annotated as peroxidase 2-like. The record is from RefSeq and is a predicted model, not a curated record. Gene Ontology annotation, molecular function: peroxidase activity; heme binding. NCBI's taxonomy places the organism in Eukaryota, Viridiplantae, Streptophyta, Magnoliopsida, Fagales, Betulaceae. Gene Ontology annotation, biological process: hydrogen peroxide catabolic process; response to oxidative stress.
AUGGCUUCAGCAGGUAGCCUUCUCUGUGUCCGUGCCUUUGUCUUGUUGGCUCUUGCAGCCACAGCUUUCUCUCAGCUUUCUCCCAAUUUCUACGACAACUCUUGUCCACAUGCUUUGUCGACUAUCCAAAGUGUCGUCCGGACUGCAAUAUACAAAGAGCGACGCAUGGGGGCUUCUUUACUGCGUCUGCAUUUCCACGAUUGCUUUGUUAACGGUUGUGAUGCUUCAAUUCUUCUGGAUUCUACACCCACCAUUGACAGCGAGAAAGGAGCACUUCCCAACAACAACUCUGCCCGAGGGUUUGAGGUGGUGGACAACAUCAAGUCCGAGGUGGACCAAGCCUGUGGUGGUCCGGUGGUCUCCUGUGCAGACAUCUUGGCUGUCGCAGCUCGUGACUCUGUCGUUGCGCUUGGAGGGCCAGCAUGGGAGGUGCAACUAGGGAGGAGAGACUCAACGACAGCCAGCAGGACUACAGCCAACGCCGACAUCCCGGCGCCGACCAUGAACCUCACCCAACUGAUUGAAAACUUCAAAAACCAAGGCCUCGACGAGACAGACCUUGUGGCGCUCUCCGGCGGCCACACCAUAGGCUUUGCACAGUGCGUCGCCUUCAGGGACCGCAUCUACAACGAGACGAACAUCGAGGGAGCAUUUGCAGAAAAGCUCAAAUCCAUAUGCCCAAGACAAAGCAAUGACGGGGACUCAAACCUCGCGUCCUUGGACCCAACACCCGCAUAUUUUGACCCGGCAUACUACUAUAACUUGGCUCAGCGCAAGGGGCUUCUCCACUCAGAUCAGGAGCUUUUCAAUGGAGGCAGCACAGAUGCGCUGGUGAACAAGUACACCUCAUAUCCCAUUGCUUUUUGGCAGGAUUUUGCUAAGUCCAUGGUGAAGAUGGGCAGUAUAAAACCGUUGACCGGGUAUCAGGGUCAAAUCCGCUUGAACUGUAGGGCAGUGAACCAAUAA